UACCGCACCCCUUACUCGGAUUAUAAAUUCAGCAUGGAUGCCUGCAGAAGGUCCUUUCCAAACUCAGAGGUACACUGCAGCUGAGAGGAGAGGGCCGGUCACAGCUGAAACUAUCAUCAUGGCACCAGCUAAGAAGGGUAUUUUGGAGCGUCUGGAUGCAGGAGAGAUUGUCAUCGGGGACGGUGGCUUUGUCUUCGCUCUUGAGAAGCGAGGCUACGUCAAAGCAGGACCGUGGACACCUGAGGCUGCUGCCGAGAACCCUGAAGCAGUGCGGCAGCUGCACAGGGAGUUCCUGAGAGCUGGCUCCAAUGUCAUGCAGACAUUCACUUUCUACGCGAGCGAUGAUAAGCUGGAGAACAGGGGCAACACUCAGAAGUUCACUGGUCAGCAGAUUAACGAAGCCGCCUGUGACCUGGCAAGAGAGGUGGCUAAUGAGGGGGAUGCUCUGGUGGCAGGUGGAGUCUCUCAGACACCUUCUUACCUCAGCUGCAAGAGUGAGAAUGAUGUGAAGGCCAUCUUCAAGAAGCAGCUCGAUGUCUUCGUCAGUAAGAAAGUGGACUUCUUGAUUGCUGAGUACUUCGAGCAUGUGGAAGAGGCCGAGUGGGCGGUCCAGGUUCUUAAGACCACUGGGAUGCCUGUGGCUGCAACUCUGUGCAUCGGACCUCAAGGAGACCUGAACGGGGUCAGCCCUGGAGAAUGUGCCGUCAAACUCGUCAAAGCUGGUGCUCAGAUUGUCGGCAUCAACUGCCACUUUGACCCUGAGACGUGUGUGAAGACUGUGAAGAUGAUGAAGGAGGGCGUGGAGAAAGCUGGGCUGAAGGCUCAUUACAUGUGCCAGCCUCUGGCUUACCACACCCCCGACUGCAACUGCCAGGGCUUCAUUGACCUGCCCGAGUUCCCCUUCAGUCUGGAGCCCAGGAUCCUGACCAGAUGGGACAUGCAGAAAUACGCCCGUGAAGCUUACAACGCCGGCAUUCGUUACAUCGGAGGCUGCUGUGGAUUCGAGCCGUAUCACAUCCGCGGUCUGGCUGAGGAGCUGGCACCUGAGAGGGGUUUCCUGCCUGCAGGAUCAGAUAAGCAUGGCUUGUGGGGUGCUGGCCUGGAGAUGCACACUAAGCCUUGGGUCAGAGCCAGGGCUCGUCGUGCCUACUGGGAGUCUCAGAUGCCUGCGUCCGGCCGCCCCUACUGCCCCUCCAUGGCCACUCCCGAUGGCUGGGGUGUCACCAAAGGCCACGCUGACCUGAUGCAGCAGAAGGAGGCCACCUCUCAGGAUCAGCUGAAGGCUCUCUUUGACAAGGCCAACAAAUGCAACUGAGCUCUCUCUCUUCUUCUCUGUGUACUUCAACACUUCCCUCAAGUUUACAUACCAAAACAAUCAGAAUGCUGGAGUUCUAUCCGUCUCUCUCUAGGACCACUUUUACUCUGCUUGCAGACUGAUGAUGCUUCAUAUUUAGUUUUAGCAAACUUUAACUACCUGCUUCAUUUAGAUGAUCACGCCCUGGAGAAGUUACUGUGAUUCAAAGAGCAGCUGUGAAUGCACCACAGGAAAUGCCUUAACACUCCAAAAUAAAUGUUGUCUUACAAAAUUAAAUGAUGUGGAACAAUAAAAAGAGAUUGGGAAAAGGA
Molecule: messenger RNA, 1626 nt
Organism: Notolabrus celidotus (New Zealand spotty)
Lineage: Eukaryota; Metazoa; Chordata; Actinopteri; Labriformes; Labridae
Product: betaine--homocysteine S-methyltransferase 1-like
Exons: 8
Coding region: 38-1315 (425 amino acids)
Molecular function (GO): zinc ion binding; betaine-homocysteine S-methyltransferase activity
Source: RefSeq, a predicted model, not a curated record